This is a messenger RNA of Chelmon rostratus (copperband butterflyfish), 936 nucleotides long. Its product is annotated as olfactory receptor 51E1-like. The coding region runs from base 1 to 936 and encodes 311 amino acids. NCBI's taxonomy places the organism in Eukaryota, Metazoa, Chordata, Actinopteri, Chaetodontiformes, Chaetodontidae. Gene Ontology annotation, molecular function: G protein-coupled receptor activity; olfactory receptor activity. Gene Ontology annotation, biological process: G protein-coupled receptor signaling pathway. The record is from RefSeq and is a predicted model, not a curated record. Gene Ontology annotation, cellular component: membrane. The transcript has a single exon.
AUGGAAAACAGCACUGUUUCCUUUUACUUUAAUCUCACCAUGUUCGUGAACAUUGGACACUACCGCUAUCCGGCCUUUGUUUUUUGCCUCCUGCUCUACAGUUUUAUCAUCACUGCUAAUCUUGUCAUAAUACUGGUGACAUCUCGAGAGCGAACACUACAUGAGCCCAUGUAUAUGUUUAUUGCUUUGUUGUCUGCCAACUCUCUGUAUGGUUCUACUGGUUUCUUCCCCAGAUUCCUCGUGGACCUUCUGUCUGAUAAUCAUGUGAUCUCUCGUGCAGCUUGUUACAUCCAGAUCUAUGUUAUUUACACAUAUGCUUCCUAUGAGAUGACCAUUCUUGGCAUCAUUGCAUAUGAUAGGUAUGUUGCUGUUUGUCAUCCUUUACUCUAUCACAAAAAGAUGACCUCUAGAACUGUUUUAAAGUUGGCAGCAAUGGCUUGGAUUUUUCCAGCCAUUGGUCUUAUAGCAUGCAUUUCUUUGUCUGCCAGGCUUCCUUUGUGUGGUAAUGAGAUACAAAAAAUAUUUUGUGCCAACUGGAAUGUUGUGAAAUUGUCAUGUAUUCCUACUGAUGUGAACAAUAUUUACGGUUUGCUUUUGACCAUAUCUACAGUUUUUGUCCCGCUCUCUUAUGUCCUGUACACGUAUUUGCGAAUUGUAGUUGUUUGCUGGAAAAGAUCAGCAGAAUUCAAAGGGAAAGUAUUACAGAGCUGCCUGCCACAUGUUGUUUCAUUUGUGAUUUAUUCCAUCACAGGAUUUUGUGAUAUUGCCUUGAGCCGGAAUGAUAUUGAAGACAUAAAUCCAUUUGUGGCUGUAAUUUUGUCACUGGAGUUUGUCAUCAUUCCUCCUGUUCUGAAUCCUCUUGUGUAUGGGCUGAAGUUACCAGAAAUUAGAAGACACAUUUUAAGGACAUUAUCUUGGUAUAAACCAAUCUCUUAA